AUGACACGAAUGUGCUUUGUCUUCCUGCUGAUGAGUAACGCCGCGUCAGUCUCCACACAGUUUAAUGGAUACAACUGUGACGCCAGCUACCACAGCAGGUUUCCUGGCGAGCGGGACAUCAGUGUGUACUGUGGGGUCCAGACCAUCACCUUGAAGAUCAACUUCUGCCCUGUGCUCUUUUCCGGCUACACCGAGGCAGAUUUGGCCCUGAACGGUCGCCACAGUGACACCCAAUGUCGUGGCUUUAUCAACAACAACACCUUCCCCACAGCGCUCCUUUUCAGCAUCAGUCUCAGCACGCUGGAGGCCUGCGGUAACAGUCUGGUGGUCAGCACAGCAUACGGGGCCAAUGCCUAUGGGAACAUGUCUCUGGUACAAAUUGGGAAUGUCUCAGGCUAUAUCGACACCCCUGACCCACCAGCUAUAAUCAGCUACCUGCCCGGUUUGUUGUACAAAUUCAGCUGCAGCUACCCACUGGAGUACCUGGUCAAUAACUCACAGCUGGCAUCCUCCUCUGCCGCUGUGUCUGUCAAGGACAGCAACGGUACAUUUGUGAGCACGUUGAGUAUGAUCCUGUACAACGAUUCAACAUAUAAUCAACCUCUCUCUAUUCCAAUGGCUGGACUGGCUCUGAAAACCAGAGUAUUUGCUGCUGUGAAAGCCACAAACUUAGACAAACGGUGGAACAUUUUGAUGGACUACUGUUACACAACCCCCUCAGGGAAUCCUAAUGAUGAACUCCGCUAUGACCUUUUCUUUGGCUGCUACAAAGACCCGCAGACGACCGUUUUUGAGAAUGGGAAAAGUCAGAUGGGACGUUUUUCCUUCGAGGUUUUCCGUUUCGUUAAACACAGACACCAGAAGAUGUCCACUGUGUUUCUGCACUGUGUCACCAAGCUUUGCCGGGCAGACGAUUGCAUCAUGCUCAUACCAAUUUGUGGGCGACGGCGCAGGCGGGAUGGAGAGGAAAGCCUUGAUUCCCCACCAGCAGCAUCUGGGAACGCUGUCAUCACUGCUGGACCAAUCAUCACCAGGAGUGAUGAAACUCCUGUCAACAACUCCCAACUUGCAUCUGGUGACCCCUCCCAGCCAAUGAACCCAGUGACCAGUGCUCUGAUCUCGGGCGUGGUCAUCCUGGGCGGGGUCAGUGUCGGCUUCUUACUGCUGUCGCUUCGCCUCCUGCAGAAAUCCCGCCUCCCAACAACCACAGCCUCAGGUGUUUGGAACCCCACCUUUAAAUAA
This is a messenger RNA of Epinephelus fuscoguttatus (brown-marbled grouper), 1242 nucleotides long. RefSeq names its product zona pellucida-like domain containing 1b (gene zpld1b). Lineage: Eukaryota; Metazoa; Chordata; Actinopteri; Perciformes; Serranidae. The record is from RefSeq and is a predicted model, not a curated record. The transcript is spliced from 10 exons. Gene Ontology annotation, cellular component: cell surface. The coding region runs from base 1 to 1242 and encodes 413 amino acids.